GCUAACUAUCUACUUCUUAGCCUACUUGUCCACCUCGAGAUUUAGACAUUCACUACACACAAGUGUGUGAGGUUAAUGUAGCAUAACGCAAAGGAUAUGCUAUCACUGAAUUAAAACACACGCCUUACAAAGAAACGUUGCUCCCCAGCACAGGGCUCUCCAACAGCCAUGUCCGGGAUUAAGAGGAAAAUAGAGGGCAAUGAUCCCGACUAUGAUGACAUUUCGCUGUUUCAAAAUAGCAAGAGAAACAAAGCGGUUGAACAUAAUGCCCGAGAAGCAGCAGUUCAGAAGAUUGAGACCAUCAUCAGAGAGCAGUUUUCUCUGGAGAUGAAGAACAAAGAGCAUGAGAUAGAUGUGAUAAGUCAGAGACUCAAUGAAGCCAGGAGGAUGAUGGACAAGCUAAGGGCAUGCAUAGUGGCUAAUUACUAUGCCAACGCCGGAAUAACAAAGCUCCCAGAGCAUGUUUCUAAGAGUGACCCUGCCGUGCUGAACCACCCAGCCAUCCGACGGUUCCUGGAGUCCCCAUCCCGGUCCUCUUCCCCUCUCAACCAGGGCUCCGAGACUCCUUCUCUGGCCCACUCAGAGUCCGAGUCUCUCUCACAGCAAGGAGACGGAGCUGAGAAGGAUGGAGAGGGGGCAUGGAGAGAGGACGGCAGCAGGCAGGAGCGUAGGCCAGGUCGCAAUACAGGCAAGGACACAUUUGGCGUUCCAUUGUCCUUAGGAGCAGAGCAGAGGGUGACUUAUCAAACUACUGGAAAUGAAGCCUCUAGACUCUUUGCAAAAAAGACAAUUGUAGUGGGGAACGUGUCCAGGUACAUUCCCCCAGAUAAGCGUGAAGAGAAUGACCAAUCUACCCAUAAGUGGAUGGUGUACGUCAGGGGCUCCAGGAGGGAGCCCAGUAUCGACCACUUUGUGAAGAAAGUCUGGUUCUUCUUGCAUCCCAGCUACAAACCCAACGACCUAGUGGAAGUCAGUGAGCCACCCUUUCAUUUAACACGUCGUGGUUGGGGUGAGUUUCCUGUGAGGAUCCAGAUCCACUUCAAAGACCCUCGCAACAAACGUAUUGACAUCAUCCACCAGCUAAAGCUGGACAGGACGUACACUGGGCUGCAGACACUCGGGGCAGAAACUGUGGUUGAUGUGGAGCUCUAUAGGAACUCUCUUGGGGAGGACUACAUCCCUCAGCCCUCUUCCUCCAAGGUGACUCACAGAGCGGCCAGCCCCACGUCGUCCACCUCCCUGGCUCAAAGUUAUGGACGCUCUAGUUCUCCCAUCUCACAUGAUCCCAGCGUAGACAAAGGUUUCAUCAAAGUGGAGAUGGGAAGGUCUGCAGGUGGCCACAGCUCCGGCCUCACUGCUGGUGAACGCACGCCGACCCGGCCCAAAGUCAGCGACAGGAUCACUCUGGGUUCCCAUGGCAACUCUGCCUUCCAGCCUAUCACAGCAAGCUGUAAGAUUGUCCCACAAGGAAUGCCACCCAGCCCUGCUGAGUCUCCCAGUAAAUCGUUCCAACCAAUCACCAUGAGCUGUAAAAUUGUUUCAGGGUCUCCCAUCUCCACCCCGAGCCACUCGCCGCUGCCUCGCACACCGACCACCUCAACCCCAGUCCACAGCAAGCAGAGCUCCUCAUCAGUCCUCAAUAACCCUUACAUCAUUGUUGACAAGCCCGGCCAGGUGAUCGGCAUGGCUUCCUCAUCCGCCGCCUCCACAGGAAGCCCCUCCGCCAAACAGUCUGUUGCUCAGGGCACUCGCUCUCCAGCCCCCAAAGUUCACACUGGCACCUUCCUCUCAUCAGGGGUGAAGGUUAUUAUUAAGCAGGAGCCAGGGGAAGUCUCGACACAUCAGCAGCAGAUGGUUUCCACAGUAACCAGCCAGCAGCAACCUGCUGCUACAGCAGCACACCAGUUUGUCGCAGUGAAGGGAGGUCACAUGAUCUCCAUGUCAGCCCAGAAACAGGCAGGAGGGGCCACAGGGGCCACAACUAGCAAGAUGUUAGGCAUUCCUGUUAGCUCAACGCUCCAGUCAGCGGUCAAACAGGUGGCUAUCAGCAGUGGACAGAUUCUGGUGGCCAAGGGCAACCCUUCUGUCUCCAAGGUGAUGGGUGGGAAGCAGGUCUUGGCUCAGGGAGUCGCUAAAGCCAUCGUCAGUGGAGCCAGUGGCAUCUCUGGUCAGCAGGCUGCUACCAAGGCGGCUGGUGGUUCAAGUGGCAAGAGUGGAGUGAUGGCCACUCUUCAGCUGCCAGCCAACAACUUGGCCAAUCUGGCUAAUUUACCUCCAGGCACCAAGCUCUACCUGACCACCAACAGUAAAAACCCCUCGGGGAAGGGCAAGCUGCUUCUCAUCCCACAGGGAGCUAUCCUCCGAGCCUCCAGUGCAAGUCAGCAGUCCCAGAGCAGCUCUUCGGCAGGUGCUGGUGCUUCUCAGACCUCCUCCUCCUCCUCUUCCAGCAGUCUGCCUUCUAACCUCUCCUACACGUCAUAUAUCCUUAAACAGACCCCACAGGGCACGUUUCUGGUUGGCCAGCCAGCACAGGGUUCAGGGAAGCAGGGAGGUUCAAGUUCGGCAGCUCAUGCAGCAUCAACUCCAGCAACUGUUACCCAGCAGGCCAUACGGGUGACAGCUGGACAGAAGGCGGCUAUCCUGGCUCAGGUGGUGGGCGGCUCCCAGGGCGCACAGAUGAAGUUGUCUGACGGCUCUGUAAAGACGGUCACGGCAUCUGCAGCAGGCCACUUGUCCAAGCCGGGGACGACCACAUUGAGGAUGACAGGCGGAGUCAUCACGGCCGCUAGUUCCACCCCCGGUUCUGUCAGUGCUGCAGCAGUAGCCAGUCAACAACAGGCUACAGAUGGUGGGAAAUCUGCCUCUCAACACCACUCGCUCCUGGUGGCAGCCAACCAGGCAGCAGUAAUCAGUGCCGCUAAGAGCGCCAGUGCUGCUGCUGGAGGCAGCCUGUCAAAGACGGCUGUGGCCGCCUUGGUCAAGGGUGCCGGAAACGCUGCCGCAAUGACAAAGAGUGCUCCAGGUUCGACGGGAGCUGUGGUAACAGUAGCCAAAGGCAUUACCAGCAUGCCCGUCGUGAGCAUGUCCAAGGGUGCAGGGGCGGGGACUGUGGUGGGUGUGCCCAAAAGCAGCGGCACGUCAUUGGUCACUGCAGCCUCAUUAGUCAGCGGAAUGGCUGCAGGAGGAGGGAAGACGGGCGCUACUCUCUCAGGUAUGCUGAAGAUCCAUUCUGGAGGUUCCAGCUCCCAGCAAACAGUCUUAACCAUCCCUGCCAACCAGCUCAAGCAGCUGGGGGUCGGCACUGGGUCUGGGGGGGUGCAGACCAUACUCAUGCCUGUUGGGAAAGUAGUGUCUAAAGGCCCAGUCUCCAGUACUCCUUCCUCCUCCUCUUCCACCACUCCUGGAGCAGCUGGAGCUGGAGCCUCCCCAAGUCCUGCCAGACAGGCGUCCCCCUCCCUUGCCCUGCCUCUGGCACAAGUGAAGACAGAGCCAGGUGCCAGCACAGCUGUCACAGCUGGUCCGUCUCCCCCGGUCACUGCUCCUGUCCCCACUUCUGUCAGCGUUGCCUCUGCAGUCAAGCAGGAGCAAGGGGCAGAUACAUCAGCACACGACCUCAUCAACACUGAACACAUAGAGACCAUGAUGCAGCUGCUGACGGCCGUAAUAAAGAAGUUCCCUCUUAUUGUUCCAGACAAGACUGAAGACUCCCAUCCAUUCUGUGCCUCUUCAACAGAACAGUAUUAUUCCUGGACUAUUGGCAAGCGCAGAGCAUCAGAGCUUCAGCGAGCGGUUGCAGUAAAGCGGGUCGUCCAGGAUGUGUUGGAUCGCUCGCCCCGCCUGCAGGCCCUCACCCCCCCAAAGACCAGAGAGGUGGCGCAGUGGUGCCGUCAGAGGGGCUACACGCCACCUGACCUCGAACCCCAACGCAAGAAUGACGACGAGUCCAUCGAGGACAUCCUCACGCAGAUAGAUAACGAGCCCGAGUGCCCGACGACCCUGAGCAGUUGCGAGGAGCUGGUGCUGCGGCUGGAGCAGAUGCAAGCUCUGCUGAAGACUGAACCAGAGGAGGCCGACGACAAAAUAGUCGACAUCGUCACUGUGACCCCUCCCUGCCAGAAACUAAAGGUCAAAGAAGAGGAGCAAGAGGCUGAUUCGGAGCCUAAGUUCUUCCUGGGCCCCUGUGUGUCCGCUCAGUUUGUCAGUGAGACAGCGCAGCAAAUCGGGGUGACCUUCCAGCCAGUCGAGGUGGAGAAAAAUGUGUUCGCUCCAGUAGUGGAAGCCAUGAUUCUGAAGGCUACUGAACAGUUUGCCAGUGAUGUCCUGAGAGAAGCUCUGGCUGGGGCCUUCGCCAAAUCCCCUCAGAACAGGGCUCCAAGAGAGAUCACAGCUAUGAACAUCCACCAGGCGGUCAGUAGCAUCCCCACCUGUGACUUCGUCACCAACACGCACAUGGGUUACCUUUCUAAGGACAAUUGAGGAAUAACAACAAAGACACUGACUGGUAACCAACAAGUAACAAGACGUGAGGACUGUUUGAACUCCUGGUUACGACAAAGAGACUCUGUGAACUGACGGUGUGAAUGGUCACACUAGGAUUUAGUCCUGUUGCCUCAGGUUGCGCAGUUAUAACUAAUGUACUGUAUUCAUUAACUUAAUCAUAGAAGGGCUCAUCUUGCUUCUCACAGCAGCCACAUAACAGCUGUUUCUAAUACCCUGGGUAUAUUGUAACAUUUUAGUCCUAAUAUAUUGAGGAGCAGCGUUGUGGGACUCGUGUUAUUUGAUUUUAUGAGGCUGUUGUGCUGUAGCUUACCUCAUAACAAGAUUAUUUUAAUGAUGAAGUGUUUCCUGCUAGACAGCCAGCCAGUCAUCAGGGAAACGAAGCCUGAGUGACUUACAGGGCCAGAAAAAACUACAUCAGACAGCUGUUCUCUCCUUAAUGCUUCACCCUGCUGUCACAGAUUCAGUUUACCAACAGAGGUGAACCACCGAUUUACAACAAGUUGGAAACACUAAUGAACAUCUGAGUGUUAGAGUUCUCUAUCAAUCACAUUGAUAGCGAUGUCAGGUGGAUGCUUUGGGCUAAGAAAAGAGAGAUUUUUCCAAAAGUGCCAUUGCUAUGGCAACCAAUGCUCCGUCACUGCGAACAUCCUUUGAUAUAUUUCAGUGUUACCUGGCAGAGGUAAUUAUGGUUCUUAAUAUGCCGCUGUUUUUAUAAAGGCUCUUCAGAAGAGGUGACAGAUUCAUGUUUCUUAUUUUUAAGUUGCAGACAGAUAAUGAAUGGUUAUGAAAAAUCCCAUGUUUGACUCUUAACAAGACCCAGCAAAUAGUCUAAUGAACAGAUCAUACUGUCAUUAUGACUUCAAGACAUCACUCUCAAUAUUUAUCUUCUCUCCUUCGUGAAACCGGUUUGAUAACCAGUUGAAAGUGCUUUUAAGUGUACUGGUUAACAACCAUGAUGUAUCAAUCAUGUGAUGUGCACAGUGUAUAUGACCAAUAUGAAAUAGAUGGUGUUUUCAAAUCCUGUUGUAUUUUUGUAUCUAAUAACAAUAACUGCGAACAGUAAAGCCCUAACAGUAGUGAGUGAGUGUGUGUGUAUGAACAUGUGUGUAUAGUGGAUGUAGUCAUCACAAAAAUUAAUUAAUUUGAUGGUAAGUGAGAGUGAGUGAGUGUGUGAGUGUGUGUGUGUGUCGUUGGCUGUUGUAGUGUUGGUAAUUCUGUUUCAUGUGGAGCUUUGCAUUAUGUUAAUGUGUCGACUGAUUGGACGAGUGAGAGUGUUUGGCCUGAGUGGUUGUGAUGCCUGUUCAACCAAAUUAGUGUAGAAGGUUACCCAAACAUUGUAUUUUCAUGUUUCACUGCAAACCAAAAAUAUAAUCAAUAUUCUUGUAAUAAACAAAGAAAAACUC
This is a messenger RNA of Anoplopoma fimbria (sablefish), 5903 nucleotides long. RefSeq names its product YEATS domain containing 2 (gene yeats2). NCBI's taxonomy places the organism in Eukaryota, Metazoa, Chordata, Actinopteri, Perciformes, Anoplopomatidae. Bases 169 to 4476 code for a protein of 1435 amino acids. Gene Ontology annotation, cellular component: NuA4 histone acetyltransferase complex. The record is from RefSeq and is a predicted model, not a curated record. The transcript is spliced from 30 exons. Gene Ontology annotation, molecular function: histone binding. Gene Ontology annotation, biological process: chromatin remodeling; regulation of transcription by RNA polymerase II.